Haliotis rubra (blacklip abalone) is the source of this 3165-nucleotide messenger RNA. RefSeq names its product deacetylase Atu3266-like. Gene Ontology annotation, molecular function: hydrolase activity, acting on carbon-nitrogen (but not peptide) bonds; deacetylase activity. NCBI's taxonomy places the organism in Eukaryota, Metazoa, Mollusca, Gastropoda, Lepetellida, Haliotidae. The record is from RefSeq and is a predicted model, not a curated record.
UUGUAAAUUAGAAUUUGGAAUAUGUCACAGAAAUGGCGACAACUAUGUUCAAUACUUCAUCUGUAUACAAGGAAAUGAAUAUACCAGCCAAAGUUACCUGGCUCAUGAACGACAUAAUAUGAAACAGACUAUAUACCUCGUGAUUUCGGACGAGACUGGCCUACUUUCUGUGUCCAACAAACAAUACUGGUAAAUUAGCUCCCGAGGUUUGGAUUAUAGCUUUGAAUGUCCACAGCAGCAGUUUUAUUCACGGGUGUAUACAUAAACUGCUCGAAACAAUGGAACAAGUGGAUUUCGCCAUAUGUGGUGGCCAAAUCGUUAAUCCUGCCACAGGCCUCGAUGGAAGGGGGAGUGUAGGUAUACGCAAUGGGAAAAUUGCAGUGAUCGACAUGGACUCGUCCGUAACCUAUGACCCUCAGCAUGUGGUCCGCGCUGACGGGUACAUUGUGAUUCCUGGGAUGAUCGAUUGUCACGUGCACGCCUAUCAACAUGCAACUCCGUUAGGCAUAAAUAUCGAUGAUCAUUGUCUUGCACGUGGCGUCACGACUGCUGUCGACGCUGGUUCGGCAGGUUCGUCAACAUUUCCUGGAUUAAGGAAGUUCAUCGCAGAGAGAAGCCAUACUCGGCUUCUGGCGUUCCUUCAUAUAGCUUCCCAUGGACUUGCGUCAGCGGGCUGUUCGGCAGGGGCCGCGGGUGGCGAGUGCGACCAUCUGAACCAGGUGAAUGUGUCCGAGUGUGUCCGAUGUGUCACACAGAACACAGACAUGAUUGUGGGGGUCAAGGUCAGGGUGUCGCAGAGUUGCACAGACAAUGGCAGGAUAGAGGAGGAGGUAUACAGGAGAGCUCUGGCCGCUUCAACCGAGAGCGGGGUCCCACUCAUGGUGCACCACACCAUAUCCACAGUCCCAGUCGCAAGGGAAGAAGGCAAACUGUCCUGUCCUUUAGACAUGAACCCUGGUGAUAUCUACACACAUGCAUUCAUGCCCCAUGUGUCGACGAUCCUCGACCAGGACAAGAAAGCUGUUCAUCCUGAUGUGUGGGAAGCCAGAAGAAAGGGGAUCUAUUUUGACAUUGGACAUGGCGCUGGUUCGUUCAGCUGGACAGUGGCCGAGAUAUGCACCCGCGAAGGGUUCUGGCCUGACACCAUCAGCUCUGACCUCCACUGUGAAAAUGUGGACGGCCCAGCAUACGACCUUGCAACAGUCAUGACCAAGAUGUAUGCCCUUGGCAUGUCUCUCAAUGAUGUCAUCGCCUCUGUGACGUCAAAACCUGCUUCCGCCAUCAAACGGUCUGAAUGUCUUGGAUCUCUCCAGGUGGGAAGGGAGGCUGAUAUCACCAUGUUGAAGAUUGAGGAAUGUGACAUCGACUUGGAGGACUGCUAUGGUCAAGUUCGGAGGGUAAAGAAACGGAUUGUUCCAGUCGGGGUCUGGCGAAACGGCAAGCGGUUUGACGUGUCACCAAAUCCAAAUUGUCCCAACAUUGACAGUAUCAAAAAUGGUAUAAACGCAUGGGAUGGCACUGAUGUUCGGGAUGCCACAAAACCCUCGUUGUCAUAGAGUCACAUGAAUGUCAUGAGAUACAGAAAGUUAUUUAUAUACUUAUCAGCCAUUAUCUUAUUACAGAGAUAAUCAGGGAGUCAUUCUAUUUGAGAAAACACAAUUGUUUACGUUUGUUUCGAUUACCAUGCAGGAUCUACCUCAACUCACAAACAUGGAGGUCCCGGGGACCCCUAAUUAUUAUUGCUGGCAAUUUGCUUAACGCAAUCCUAUAUUUUUUUACGUUUAGACAUGAAAGAUAAAUUUCGGCGUCAAAAGUACAUUUAAACAUCUUAUAAUACAAACAUUUACUGGAAAGUGAUAACUUUUCAAACCAUUCUUGCAAAUAGAUAUCUUUUAAUCUGCGUGUUAGUUCUAAAAGAAACUUACCCUCAGCAUCAACAUACUGAUCGUUCCAUACAAAACCAAACCCUUUCGAAAAUAGAAAAUUUCUAACAGAAGAAACCCAAUUUGUGUGUCCAUUUUUAUCGAAUAGCAUCAUCAUAUUGUAACAUUUCUUUGGUAGCCUAUAGGAAGGCAUCUUCAAUAAUUUUAACCAGUAUUUUAUAACUCUGGGUAUUUACCAUAUUCUCCAUACACCAUUGUAUUCAUCGUAUUGGAUUUAACACCAAUUGAACUCUUUCGAUAUCAUUGUAAUAAUUCAAACCCCAUAUUUCGGCUCCAUACAAUAAAAUUGGCUUAAUUUUGGCAUCGAAUAUUUUAAAGUAUGAACUUAUAUCUAUGUUUCCAAGAACAUUUAAUUGUUUAAGGAUACCUAUCAUGACAUUUUGUGCUUGCAAACAAGCGUAAUUAACAUGUGCUGUCCAAGAUAAACAAUUACUGAAGAACAUUCCCAAAUAUUUGUACGAUCUGGUGCAUUCUAAUUCUUUCCCUUCAUACAACCAUUUCUCGUUUUUUUAUAAACGUCCCCCCUUUUUAAAAGCUACUACUUUAGUUUUAUUUCUAUGUACAGUUAAUUUGUAUUUGUCACAAUAAUUCUCAAGUUCUUGUAUAAGUCUUUGUAAACCUGCAAAAGUGCUUGAGAAUAGCACGAUAUAGUCUGCAAAGAGCAGAAGAAAAAUAUGUACUAGGUCAUUGGGUUGCUAAUUCAUUUAUGAAAAAUGAGAAUAAAAAUGGGCUAAGUAUACAGCCUUGUCUUACCCCGAGUUGUAGUUCCAAAGAAUCUGAGAAUUCAUUGUUAUUCUUAACACAAGCUUUAACAUUUUCAAUAUUGUGUGUCACUCUCUACAUUUGUGUGUCACUGUACUGGACACACAUUUGCAUGUCGCGUAAAACCCUGACCAUGAUAAGAUAGACAAUGUGGUAGAACACUGAAUUUGAGGCAAUGAUCAGCACAGCCAUAUUUUGUUCAUUCCAGGUCUUGAGGAGAAAUUAUUAUGGGACACAUACAGAGUAUAAUUUUUGUGAUUUUAUAUUGUGAUACUUCUGUAAUUCAGUACAUCAGUACUUAAAUAUUCCUGUCAACGAGAUCAUUAUUGAUUGUAUAUUAUUUUAUUAUUUAGUCAUGGUAUUACUUACUGGAAUUUAUAAAUGUUUGAUUUGUUUCAUCAUACAAACAUAAAACAUAUUUAUAUUUGAUCAAAGUGAAAUAAAUAUACUGCCACGUUUA